Molecule: messenger RNA, 27510 nt
Organism: Tribolium madens (black flour beetle)
Lineage: Eukaryota; Metazoa; Arthropoda; Insecta; Coleoptera; Tenebrionidae
Gene: bent
Product: twitchin
Exons: 70
Coding region: 219-27035 (8938 amino acids)
Biological process (GO): protein phosphorylation
Molecular function (GO): protein binding; ATP binding; protein kinase activity
Source: RefSeq, a predicted model, not a curated record
UUACACUCCUUUAGUCAGUGCUUUGGAGGCCACGAAGCAACCUCUAAGAAAGACGAACGAAUCGACGACGCGUUUGUGCGACGGGACGACCCAAGUGUACACGCGAAAACGCGAACUGUGUGUGGUGAAGUGAAGUGCUGAGCUGUUGAGCUUCUGCACCAUUUUCAAGAAGGCCGGGUUAAUGUCCUCGAUUUCGGGAUAAUCAAAAUACAGAAAGCAUGGGAGUGGCAGAAGAUUUCGCUCCCAGCUUCACCCAGAAACCACAGUUAAGACAAGAAGAUGACGGCAAUAAACUUAUUUUCGAAUGUCAACUAUUGUCAAACCCAAAACCAGAUAUUCAAUGGUUCCGAAGCGAUACACUACUGUCAGAAGACAGUAGAACCAAUAUCAAAAUACAGUCAAUAGGAACAAACAAAUUUCUUGUGGUUCUUGAGCUUGACGAUGUUAUCGAAACAGAUGCCGGCCUUUACAAGGUCAAAGCAAAGAACAAAAUGGGAGAAGUUGCAGCUUCGAUCAAUCUCAACUUCAGUCCUAUGGAUGAACCGAAAGAGAAACAAAUCGACGGUCUUGCACCAACAUUCGCGAAGAAGCCGAGUAUUCGACAGGAGGAAGAUGGAAAAAGACUUCUUUUCGAAUGUAGAAUUCAAGCAGAUCCACGCCCUACUGUCAGUUGGUUCCACAAUGCCAACCCCGUACAUGAAACGCCACGACACAAGUUGAGGAUAGAUAAAGAUGGCCACUCGUAUUUUGCAACCCUUGAAAUAAAAAAUGUCACGGUUGAGGAUGCUGGCAAAUACAAGGUGACUGCAAAGAAUGAGUUGGGCGAAAGCAACGCGACGAUCAGCCUCAACUUCGAUAGCGAUGAGGCUCCCGUGCCAGACAAUGGCAUCAAACCGACGUUCACAGAGCGACCUGUUAUCCGACAGACUGAUGAUGGUACCAAGAUUACCUUCGAAUGCAGAUGCGUCGGAGAUCCCAAACCUGUUAUCCAAUGGUUCCACGGCAGAGAAGAAAUUCAGGAGAAUAGUCGAUACGUUAUUUCCAUGGUAGAGGACCAAAAACUUUAUUUUAUAGCGCGACUAGAGAUCAACAACGUUAAAAGCACCGAUAAAGGCGAAUACCGGGCCAUAGCGAAAAACAUAUACGGCCAGGGAGUUGCCACCAUCAAUCUUAAUUUUGAGGGGGCCGCUAAGCCCAAAAUUCCAGACGGAAAACCACCACGAUUCCCUAAGAAACCGACCAUAAGACAAGACGGAGAUGUCCUAGUGAUGGAAUGUCUUCUAGAAGCCAAUCCAGAUCCAGAUAUUACAUGGUAUCAAGGCGAAAAUAGUAUUGCAGACAGUUCGAGAGUACGCAUGCUUCGGAAAACAACCGGCAAAGACACAUAUCUGCUUACUUUAGAAAUAUCAAACCCUACACGCCAAGACGGGGGGAAUUAUAGAUGUAACGCUUUCAAUGUUUACGGUGAAAGCAAUGCAAACAUAGCGCUAAAUUUCCAAGGUGGAGACAAUGCCGCCGGUUUUGCACCUUCCUUCAUCGAAAAACCCAAAAUUAUUCCAAACGAAAGCGGAACACUUAUUACCAUGAAAUGUAAAUGUAAAGCGAAACCUAAACCUGACGUGACUUGGUUCCGUGGAACCACUGUCGUUAAAGAAUCAUCUAAAAUUAAAAUUAAAACGCUUGAUGUAGAGGAAGAUAUUUACGAACUUUCUUUAGAAAUCAAGGAUCCUGCUGGAGCUGACGGUGGUACCUACAGAUGUCAUGUCAAGAACGAAUUUGGAGAAAGCAAUGCCAAUCUCAACCUGAACAUUGAGGCUGAACCAGAACCAGAAGGAGACGGACCUACAUUUGUAGAAAAACCAAGAAUAACUUCACACCAAGGCGGAAAACUUGUUAUUAUGGAAUGUAAAGUACGUGCUAAUCCAAAACCAACCAUUGUUUGGUACCGUGAAGGUAAACAAGUGACCGAAUCGUCAAAAAUAAAAAUAAGCUUCGAAAAGGUCGAAGAAGACGUCUAUUAUAUUAAACUUGAACUUAAAGAUCCCGGAAUUGAAGAUUCUGGGCUUUACAAAUGUAAUAUUAAAAACACUCUAGGUGAACUAAAUGCCAAUUUAACCCUCAAUAUUGAAAUUAUCCCAGUCAUAAAAGAAAAACCGAAAGUUAUCAAAAUUAUCAAAAAACGAACUGUUAUUGUUGAGUGCAAAGUUCAGAGUAAAUUUGCACCUGACUGCACUUGGUUUAAAGAGGCAACUGCCGUUAAAGAAGAUGCUAGACAUAAAGUUUUAGUAGAACAAGUUAAAGAUGGCGAAUUUGCAAUUAAAUUGGAAAUUUCUGAAGUUAGCAAAACAGAUAAAGGUUUGUAUAAAUUAGUAGCAAAGAAUGAGAAAGGCGAAGCUACUUCACAAACGGUCGAGGUAACAGAAUUACCUCCGGAAGAGAAACCAAAAGGUGAAAAACCAAAACUCACAAAAUUGACCAAUGUCAACGUUGAAGAAGGCAAAUCAGCUGAUUUCAUUUCUUCACUCAAAGUCAGCGACAAAUCAGUUACAAUCACUUGGUAUAAAAAUUCGACAGUUAUCAGAGAAUCGUCCGAUGUCAAAAUUACAUUCGAUGGUUCCACAGCUCACCUCAGUAUUACAACUUGCAAAGUGUCACAUUCUGCUACUUACAAAGUCGUAGCUAAGAACGAAUUCGGAGAAGAUGAAGCUUCAGCUGUUCUGACAGUUACGGAAAAGAAAGAAGAAAAGAAACAAAAAGAAGAGAAACAGGAAAUUGAGACAGAAGACGAAGAAGACGAAGAGGAAGAAGAAGAUACCGACAUUAAACAAAUUACACGUAAAGACGAUGUAAAACCUAAGAAGGAAGAAGAGGAGAUUAAAAAGAAAGAAGAGAAGAAAGUCGAAAAGAAAGAGGAGAAAAAAGAAGAGAAAAAGGUUGAGAAGAAAGAAGAAGCCAAGAAAGUCGAAAAGAAGGAGGAAGCUAAAAAAGUUAACGAUGUUGGUAAAAAUGCUGUUGAAAAAAUUGAGGAAACCAAAGCAGCAACUAAAAAAUCUGAAAGAAAGACAUCAGUACAAAAGAUCGAAGAAUUCAAAAGUGAAUCUCGUAGUGAAUCUCGUAGAAGUUCUAUUGUUGAAACUAGAGAACAGAUCGUUCAAGACGGUGACAAAGUUUCUAGUCGUAGAUCUUCCGUAACACAGAUUGAAGAGGAAACUAGAAGUCAAUCUAGAAAAUCCUCAAUUGCAGACGAGAAAAAGAAAAAGGUACAAACCAAAAAAUUGGAAACAACAGCUGAAGCGUUGACACCAACAAACAACAUUGAAGAAAAAUCAUUUGACACUAAAAAAACAGAACAAAAACUUGCACCCGCGAAAGAACCUUCAAAAGAACCUGAAAAAGUUGACACAAAACCCCAAUUGAAAAAGACUGAACCUGAAAAGAAAUCUGCCCUUAAAAAGGCAGAACCCGAACCUGAAAAGAAACCUGAACUCAAAACAAGAGCAGAUCUUACGAAAAAGGUAACCGAAACUAAAAAAACAGAACCAGAAAAACCCAAAACACCCAACGCCAAAACUCCUGAGCUUAAAACACCCGAAAUUAUCGUUCCUGAAGAAGCCGAACGACGUCCUAUUAAGCCUAAAUACGAUCCUUUGAAAUUUGUCGAAGACAAGGAAAUACCAGCAGCUCCUCAAACGCCCGUGGUACCUAAGUAUGACCCAAUGAAAUUUGUCGAAGACAAAAAAGUGGACGAAACUUCAACUCCCAGUCCUCAAGCCAAACCGGUUCGGAAAUACGAUCCAAUGAAAUUCAUUCCGGAUGACGACGUACCUACCACACCUGAAGUGCACCAAAAGCCUGUGAAUGAAGCAAAAGGGAACGAGAAAGUUGAAUUAAAGCAAACUGAUGAGAAAGUAAAGAAAAAAAUUCCUCCUAAAACUGAGGUCAAAACAGAUAGUUUUUUGAAUAUACAGUUGAAACCUGUAACUAAAGAAGCCAAAGAAGCUGAAAAGGCAAAACUAGAAGUUGAGUUGAAGAAAACCGGAGAAAAAUCAAAAACCAAAACGGUUGCCAAGAAAUCAACAGCAAGCAAAGAUGAGGAUAUCGAAGCUUGGCAAAAUAUUCCCGAUUAUGAAAGACCGGUUCUUGAGAAAUACGAGCCAGGCGAACAUCCAGAAUAUGCUGGUAGAGAGAAAACGAAAUUGAGUAAGGACAAGCCGAGUCUUCCCCAAAUCAAAACACCAGAAGCACCAAAAAUCGCUGUUGUUAAAGAGAAAACUCCGGAACCACGAAAACAGUCUUUAGAGCCCAGCGGGCCGCCAAGCCGACGUGGCUCGUUGAUUCCUCCAGAGGCUAUGACCCGGAGAGCCAGUCUCAUCAUAUCAGACGAGCCGAAAAGUAAACGACCGGGACAGUUGCAAGAUCCGAACGAAAAACAGCGUCGCCGCCCCAGUUCCGACGUCCGAAGGCCUAGUAUUGCCGACAUGGAAGAUAUGAUUAAUAAACCUUCAACACCCCUUAAACCUGUGGGACCAGGAGGACCCCCGAGUAUUGUAGAUGUGCAAGAGACUUACUCGGCUGUUGAAGAUCAAAUCGCGUACCUCUUUGUACAAGUUGAGGGUAAUCCUCCACCAACCUUCAAAUUCUACAAAGGCAUGACUGAAAUUAUUGAGGGAGGUAGAUUUAAGUUCCUCACGGACGGAGAAACAAAUACCAUAACUCUCUGCAUCCGCAAAGUAAAACCUAAUGAUGAAGGUCAAUACAGAAUUGUUGUUUCUAAUAUCCACGGUGAAGAUUCUGCUGAUAUGCAGUUAUAUGUCUCGGAUUCCAGCGGUAUGGACUUCCGUGCAAUGUUGAAAAAGAGAAAGUAUGCCAAAUGGGGCGAAAACAAGGAAGAUCCAGAUUGGGGCGAGCUCAAAGAAGUUGAAAAGCCAAUGCCAGUCUUGAAAAAAGUCGAAAAGCCCCAAGGUGAAAAAAUCACCGGAUGGUUUGAAGAGGGUGGAAUUGUUACUGUUUAUCUCGAAGGAACAUUAAUUGCAGAAGCGCCAGCUGAUAAAAUUGGGACUGACAAUUGGAGUUGGUUAAAGGAACUUUUUCUAAUUCAGCGGCGACCGUCGCUAGUAGAAAUUGUAGACGAUUGGCCGAAACUAGUGGUUCGUGAAAAAAUAAAGAAACAAGAAUCGUUCCUAAAACCUCUUGUUGACAAAUAUGCCAAAGAAGGAAAAGAUAAAAAAGUCGUAUUUGAAGCAGGCUUUUCGAAACCAAACUGCAAACCAAAAUGGUUAUUCAGAAAAGACGAGCUUUUCCAAGGUGCUAAAUAUAAGUUUAAAAAUGAAAACGAAAUUUAUCAAUUGAUUAUCAUGAACCCCAAAGUGGAAGAUAGCGGAAAAUACAGCAUUGAAAUUGGUGGAGUAUCAUGUACGGCUUUCCUCAACGUUGACGAACCAGAUCCUUCUUACACUUUCACAAAACAACUUAAAAAGAAAUACGAUGGAUUCACUAAACACGAAGUUCAACUCGAAUGUGCAGUCAGCAACAGUCUGGCUAUAGUAGGAUGGUACAAAGGAACAACAAAACUCGAAGACGAUGAAAAAUAUGUCAUUUCAAAAGACAUCAGCGGAAACUGUCGUUUGACAAUCAAAAACGCUGACUUUGUCGACGCUGGAGAAUAUUCCUGUAAACUCGAAAAACAAACAGACAAGACCACCACCAAUGUUAACAUUGUUGAGUAUCCCUACAAAUUCGUCAAAGUCCUUAAACACCAACAACACGUUGAAAAAGAAAACAUCACUUUUGUAUGUGAACUUGACGAUGCAGGUGGUGACGUAAAAUGGUUCAAAGGCGAACAAGAAAUCAAACCUGACAAAAGAAUUAACAUUAUUAAAGAUGGACGUAAAUGCAAAAUGGUCAUCAAGGACGCAAAAGUUACAGACGCUGGAAUGUACUCUUGUGUUUCUAAUGCCGAUAAAACUGAAGCCGAAUUAGUUGUCAAUUAUUUGAACCGUUUCAAUAAAAAAUUAAAGGAUACGGAAGCUGUAGAACGAGAAAAAUUAGUUUUGGAUAUUGAGCUCCAAGAUCAAACUGCACCAGCUGUUUGGACUUUCAAUGGAAAACCAAUUGAGCCUUCUGAGAGAAUUGAAAUCAAAAAUCUUGGUGGUGGUAAACACCAGCUGGUCUUCAAUCGCCUUGAAAUGGAAGAUGAUGGUGAAAUUAUGUGCGAAUCAGGAAAACUGACCUCGUCUAUGAAACUUACUGUCAAAAAAGGUGAAAGUAAACCAAUGAUUGACUUCCCUGACACAUUUGAAGCACCUGCAAAUCGACCAAUCACGUUCCAAGUACCAUACAAAGUUACUGGAACUAGGCAAACACAGGUGGAAGCAAAACUUGUCAAAGACGGAAAAGUUCUUCCGUUGAAAGAAGUUGAAGUAAUAGUACGCGAAGAAGAAAUUACUUUUAAAAUCAAAAAGCCCGCAAGAGAACAGUCUGGAAUGUAUCAAAUCAAAGUAUCAAAUGGUCAAGGUGAAGACGUUAAAGAUGUUAACUUCAUAAUGCAAGACGUACCGUCUCCUCCACUGGAUGUUAAUGUUACUGAUGUUUUUCAAACAUCGUGUCAAGUAUCAUGGAAACCAUGCAAAGAUGAUGGUGGUUCUCCUCUUCUCCAUUACGUGGUGGAAAGACAAGAUCUCAGCUUGAAGGCUGGUUGGGAAAACGUUGGUGAAGUUUCACCAAAAGAUAAAACCACGUACAAAGUCGAAGGGCUCACACCUAAGAAAGAGUACAAAUUCCGUAUUCGUGCUGUCAACAAACUCGGCAGUAGUGAACCGGCACUUUUCGCCAAACCUGUACUUGCAAAAGAUCCAUGGGAUGAACCAAGUAAACCUAAAGAUGUUGAAGUUGUUGAUUGGGAUAAAGAUCAUGCUGAUCUUAAAUGGUCUAAACCGGACAGCGACGGUGGUGCACCAAUUACUGGUUACGUAAUUGAAUUCAAAGAAAAAUUCGCAAAAGACUGGUCUAAAGGUAUCGAAGUACCUGGAGACCAACUUUCCGGAACGGUUCCAGGACUCAAAGAAAACAGCCAAUACGAGUUCAGAGUUCGAGCUAUCAAUAAAGCCGGCCCUGGAGAACCAAGUGAUAGUACAAAACCAAUCAUUGCCAAAUGUAGAUUCGUCAAACCGUUCAUUAUUGGCAACGACCUAAAUCCCAUAAUCAUCAAAAAGGGACAAACCGUCAAAUAUGACAUAAAAUACGGCGGCGAACCCGAACCAGAAGUCAAAUGGAUGUUAGACAAUACCGAAAUUAAACAAGACGUAGAAGAAAGAAUAACUAUUGAUAAAUACGAACGAAACACUGUCAUAACCGUCAGAAGAUGUACCAGACUGGACAGUGGCAAAUACCGCCUUGUCCUCACCAAUAGUUCAGGCACUUGUGAAGGCUCAGCCGAAGUUAUCGUUUUAGACAAACCAACACCUCCAAAAGGUCCACUCAAAGUCGAAGAAGUCCGUGCGACUCACGUUAAAGUCGCGUGGCAAAAACCAGAAGACAGUGGAGGCACCGAACUUACCGGUUAUAUUCUUGAAAAAAUGGACAUGGAAACUGGCAGAUGGAUACCAGCCGGCGAAGUUGGCCCUGAUGAAAAUUCCUUCACUUUCAAAGGACUUACACCUAAAAAGAAAUACAAGUUCAGAGUUAGAGCUAAGAAUAAGGAAGGAGAGUCUGAACCUCUUGAAACCGAUGAUGCGAUCCUUGCCAAAAACCCCUAUGACGAACCCGGAGCACCUGGCAAACCAGAAAUUAUCGACUAUGAUAAUAAGAGUGUCACACUUAAAUGGGCGAAGCCUGACAAUGAUGGCGGUCGUCCUAUCACUCACUACACCAUCGAAAUGAAAGACAAAUUCUCGCCUGAUUGGUCCGAAGUUGCCAAAACUGAGGAUAGCAACCCCGAAUGUGUAGUCCAAAAUCUGAAAGAAAACAUGGUUUAUCAAUUUAGGGUGCGUGCACAUAAUAAAGCUGGCCCUUCGGUACCGUCCGAGCCGACAGAUAAUCAUCUCUGCAAACACAGGAACUUGAAACCCCGUAUCGAUCGCGAGACAUUUAAAUCGGUCAUUAUCAAAGCCGGUCGUACACAUAAAUGGUCAGUUGAUAUAACUGGUGAACCGCCACCGGAAAAGAAAUGGGUCUGGAGAGAUAAUAUUCCCUUAACAAAUAGCGAAAGAAUUAAAAUCGAAAACACUGACUACCACACCGAUUUUACUAUUGUAAAUGCAGCUCGUAGAGAUACUGGAAAAUAUACUUUAACUGUUGAGAAUGUAAACGGCAAAGAUACAGAAACUGUAGAACUGACCGUUUUGGGCAAACCUAGUUCCCCUGAGGGACCAUUGAAAGUUUCUGAUAUCACUGCGGAAAAAGCUAAACUUGGAUGGCAAAAACCAGAAGACGAUGGCGGUAGUCCAAUCAAAGAAUACGAAAUUGAAAAAAUGGACAUGGCAACAGGCAAAUGGGUACGUGUUGGUCGUGUGCCCGGCGAUAAAGUAGGACCUGACGGAAAACUUGAAUAUGAAGUAACUGGACUAAAUCCUGGAUCAGAAUACAAAUUCCGCGUUACUGCUGUUAACAAUGAAGGAGACUCAGAACCUCUAGUUUCAGAUCGUAGUAUUAUUGCCAAGAAUCCAUUUGAUGAACCUGGCAAACCUGGUACUCCAGAAAUUGUGGACUAUGACAACAAAGGUGUUAAUCUCAAAUGGGAGAAACCUACCAGUGACGGCGGGGCUCCAAUUGAGAAGUACAUCAUUCAAAAGAAAGAUAAGUACAAGCCAGAUUGGGAAAAAGCUGCUGAAGUUUCUGGAGACUUAACAGAAGCUAGAGUAGAAGAUUUAAAAGAACGUGGAGAAUAUCAAUUCCGUAUUAUUGCUGUUAAUAAAGCUGGUCCUGGAGAGCCGUCUGAUGCCUCAAAAAUGCAGAUUAUCAAACACAGAUCUCUCAAACCGAGAAUCGAUAGGACGAAUCUUAAGCCGAUUUGUGUUCGAGCUGGUAAAAUUAUCAAAUACGAUAUUGAUGUUAGAGGUGAACCUCCACCGACAAUCACUUGGUUCCAAAAUGACAAAGAAGUUAAAUCUGAAGGCAACAUUGAGAUUGUCAAUGUAGAUUAUAACACUAAAAUUACAAUUAAUAACUCUGUUCGUAAAAACACUGGUAUUUAUAAAAUAAAAGCUGUUAAUGAGCACGGCUCUGAUGAAGCUGAAGUUGAAGUUACUGUACUUUCAUCACCAUCCAAACCUAAAGGACCACUGCAAGUCACCGACGUCGUCAAGAAUGGCUGCAAACUGAAGUGGGAGAAACCCGAAGAUGACGGUGGCAAACCAAUAACCGGAUACGUCGUCGAAAAAUUAGAUAAACAAACAGGUCGCUGGGCUCCCGUCGGACGCACAAACGAUACAGAAAUGGAUGUAAAAGGAUUAGUUGAAGGACACGAAUACGACUUUAGAGUCAGAGCUGUCAACGAUGAGGGAGAAUCCGAACCUCUUGAAACAGAUAAGUCUAUAGUAGCAAAGAAUCCUUACGAUAUUCCAGGAAAACCGGGAACUCCUGAAAUCACUGAUUGGGACGCGGACCGUGUCGAUCUCAAAUGGACCGCACCCAAAAACAACGGAGGUGCACCAAUCACCGGAUAUGUCAUCGAGAAAAAAGAGAAAUUUUCUACUUCUUGGGAUGAAAUUCUCACAACAGAUUCUCCAGCAACGGAUGCACAAGUACCCGGACUCAAAGAAGGCAAUACGUAUCAAUUCCGGGUCCGUGCUGUCAAUAAGGCUGGUCCAGGAGAACCGUCGGAUGCCACAGGACAACAUGUUGCCAAAGCUAGACACUUGCGUCCACUUAUCAAUCGCGAAAAACUACAUACUGUCAAAGUACGUGCAGGCCAAGUUGUCAAAUUCGAUGUUGAUGUGAAAGGUGAACCUCCACCGAAAAUUACUUGGAGCUUUGCCAACAAACCUUUGGAAUCCGGUGGCAAUCUUAAAAUCGAAAACGAAGAUUACAACACUAAAUUCACUCUAACAGACACUGUACGCAAACACACCGGAACUUACACAAUCAAAGCAGAAAAUGAGUCCGGCUUUGACGAAGCUCCAGUCGAAGUUAUUAUCUUAGACAAACCAGGCAAACCAGAAGGACCGCUCGAUAUUACCGGCGUUCACAAAGAAGGUUGCAAAUUGAAAUGGGAGAAACCGAAAGAUGAUGGUGGCCUUCCCAUCACCGGAUAUGUUGUUGAAAAACAAGACGCUAGUACCGGCCGUUGGGUACCUGCUGGAUUUAUCGAUCCGGACAAAACUGAACAUGAAGUUACCGGACUUGAACCCAAUAAAAAAUACAGUUUCCGCGUCAAAGCUGUCAAUGAAGAAGGCGAAUCAGAACCUUUGGAAAGCGAUACUUCUAUUAUCGCUAAGAAUCCAUACGAUAUUUCUGCUCCACCAGGGUUGCCAGAAAUUGUUGAUUAUGACGAACAUUCGGUUAAACUCAAGUGGGAACCACCUGUCAGAGACGGCGGAGCUCCUAUAACCGGCUACAUCAUUGAAGCUAUGGAUAAAUUCAGUGGACAAUUUGUCAAAGUUGCUGAGGUAGGACCUCAAUGUAACGGAACUGUCAAUAAACUCGAAGAGGGUAACCAAUAUAAAUUUCGCGUUCGUGCUGUAAAUAAAGCAGGAACUUCUGAUCCAUCCGAACAAACCAAUUGGCAUACAGCCAAACCUAGAUUCUUGAAACCAUUAAUUGAUCGCACUAAUGUCAAGCCGCUUACAAUCAAGGCCGGUCUUUCAAUCAGUUUGGACAUCAAUAUAGCUGGUGAACCUCCACCGAAAGUCACUUGGUUGUAUGAAGGAAAAGAAAUUGUCUCAUCAGAUGAAAUAAGAAUUGACAAUGUAGACUACAAUACCAAAUUCUUUGUACUUAAGGCAAAACGCAAACAAUCUGGCAAAUACACCAUCAUUGCCAAAAAUGAAGUCGGUGAAGACACCGCAGAUAUCGAAAUUUCCGUCCUUGCCAAACCAUCCUCACCCAAAGGUCCGCUUGACGUCACUGACGUCACGAAACACGGCUGCAAACUCAAAUGGAAGAAACCUGAAGACGAUGGUGGAAGUCCAAUCGAUCAUUAUGAAAUUGAAAAACUUGAUCCUCUAACUGGACAAUGGCUUCCAUGUGGUAGAAGUACUGAACCCGAAGCCAAUAUUACUGGACUUCAAGAAGGUAAACCGUACAAAUUCAGAGUUAAAGCAGUCAACAAAGAGGGAGAGUCAGAACCAUUAGAAACAGAAAAAUCUAUAAUCGCCAAAAAUCCAUUCGACGAACCUGGAAAACCUGGACGUCCCGAUCCCAAAAAUUGGGAUAAAGACUUUGUAGAAUUGGCUUGGGCGCCGCCAAAGAGCGACGGUGGCGCUCCCAUAGAAAAAUACAUUAUUCAAAUGCAUGACAAAGCUGGACGUGGCUGGGUUGAUGCAGCUACAGUUCCUGGAGACAGAACUACGGGUCGCGUGAAUACAGUUGAAGAAGGACACGAGUACGAAUUUCGAAUUGUUGCAGUUAAUAAAGCUGGACCAAGUGAACCUAGUGACCCAUCUAAAUCAGUUAUUGCUAAACCCAGAUUUUUGGCGCCUCAUAUUGACCGCAAAAAUCUCCAAAAGAAGGUUUUGCGUACCGGACAAUUGCUUCGUAUAGAGGCUGAUGUGAAGGGUGAACCUGCUCCUGUAGUAACAUGGACGCUUAAAGAAAAAGUUCUUAAAAAUACCGACAGGCUUAAAAUCGAAAACGAGGAUUAUCACACAUCUUUCACUUUACAGAAAGUCCAACGCUCUGAUACUGGUGUUUAUACAGUCACAGCUAAAAACGACUCUGGUGUAGACACUGUCGAUGUUGAAAUUCAAGUUUUGAGCAAACCUUCUAAACCUAAAGGUCCUCUUAAUGUUUCUGAUGUCAAAGCAGACGGUUGCAAACUCAAAUGGGAACCACCAGAAGAUGAUGGUGGAGAGCCAGUGAGUGGUUACGUCGUAGAAAGAAUGGAUGUGGAAUCAGGCAGAUGGAUUCCUGUAACAACAACCAAAACACCUGAAGCUGACGUUACUGGUCUUAACGAAGGCAAAGACUAUUUGUUUAGAGUCAAAGCUAUUAAUUCCGAAGGUGAAUCAGAGCCACUGGAAACAGAAGUUCCAAUUACAGCUAAGAAUCCAUACUCAGAACCAGAUACUCCAGGAAAACCAGAAAUCAAAGAUUGGUCUAAAAAUCACGCUGAUCUUAAAUGGGCACCUCCAAAAGAAGAUGGUGGUGCACCAAUAGAAAAAUAUAUAAUUGAAAAGAAAGAUCCUAUUACUGGAAAAUGGCAAAAAGCUGUUGAAGUACCAGGACAUAAAACAGAAGCUAAAGUACCAGACCUGCAAGAAGGACAAAAAUACCAAUUCCGAGUCAAAGCUGUUAACAAGGGUGGCGAAAGUAAACCAUCACCUCCGUCAGAAACCAUUACAGCCAAAGAUAGAUUCGUACCACCGAAAAUCGAUCGUAGUACCCUUAGAGACAUUACCGUUAAAGCAGGACAACUCAUCCGCUUAGACGUCAAAGUCUCUGGAGAACCUCCACCGACCAAAACAUGGUUCUUAAACAAAGCACGUAUUGAGAAACGUGACGAUAUCACUGUCGAUCUUGAAGAUUACAGAACCAAAUUGGUAAUUUCUUCGGCUGAACGAGGCCACACCGGUACAUUAACCCUCAAAGCCGAAAACAGUUCAGGAAAAGACGAAGCCAGUAUUGAAAUCAAAGUCGUCGACAAACCAGGAAAACCAGAAGGUCCACUCAAAAUCAGUGACGUACACAAAGAAGGCUGUACCCUUAAAUGGAACCCACCACAAGACGAUGGUGGUGUACCAAUUGAAUAUUACGCUGUAGAAAAACUUGACACUGCAACUGGCCGUUGGGUACCAGCAGGACGUGCCAAAGAAGCCAAAAUCGAAUUGAAUAACCUUGAGCCUGGUCAAGAAUAUAAAUUUAGAGUGUCAGCUGUGAAUGCUGAGGGUGAAUCAGAACCUUUGGUAGCCGAUCAGACUAUCGUAGCUAAAAAUCCAUUUGACGAACCUGGCGCACCCGGGACACCUGAGGUUACUGACUGGGACAAGGAUCAUGUCGACUUACGAUGGACUCCACCCGCUAAUGAUGGUGGAUCUCCAAUCACCGGAUAUAUUAUCGAAAAACGGGAAAAAGGGUCACCGAAAUGGACCAAAGCUGGAGAAGUUGGUCCUCAUGAUACUAAAGGAACUGCUGAUCACUUAGAUGAAGGUGUGGAAUACGAGUUUAGAGUAAGAGCAGUUAAUGCGGCAGGACCUGGUGAACCUAGCCAAGCAUCUAAAUCAGUCAUCACAAAGCCUAGAAAGUUGGCUCCUAAGAUCGAUCGCCGUACUUUGCAUAACUUGACCGUGAAGGAAGGUGAACCGAUUUAUAUUGAUGUUAAAGUUAGCGGUGAACCUGCUCCCGAAGUUGUCUGGUACCAAGAUAACAAAACAGUUACUCAGACAGCACAUCGUCGUGUUGAUAAUGUUCCUUAUAACUCCAAGUUCUUCAACGAUAAACCCGAAAGAAAGGACACUGGAGUUUAUAAAAUUGUUGCUUCGAACAGAUACGGCCAAGAUACUGCAGAAAUUGAAAUUACUGUUGUCGCCAAACCUGGACAGCCUGAAGGCCCAUUAGAAGUCACUGAUAUCCACAAAGAUGGAUGCAAUCUUAAAUGGAAGAGACCUAAAGACGACGGUGGUGAACCAAUCGAAGGAUAUGUCGUCGAAAAAUUAGACCCCGAAACUGGAAUUUGGUUACCUGUUGGAAAAACAACUGGUGAUGUACCCGAAAUGAAAGUUGAUGGUCUUAUUCCUGGACACGAAUAUAAGUUCAGAGUGAAAGCUGUGAAUAAAGAAGGCGAAUCUGAACCUUUGGAAACUGCCGGAACCAUCACCGCCAAAGAUCCAUUUACGACACCAAGCAAACCAGGAGCUCCAGAACCUGUUGACUGGACCGCUCAACACGUUGAACUCAAAUGGACUGAACCUCCAUCUGAUGGUGGUUCUCCGAUUACCGGAUAUAUUGUUGAAAUGAAAGAUAAAUACAGUCCUCUGUGGGAAAAAGCUCUAGAAACAACUUCCCCUACACCAACUGCUGUGGUACAUGGUUUGAUUGAAGGAAACGAAUAUCAGUUCCGUGUAAUUGCUGUCAAUAAAGCUGGACAAAGUCCGGCUUCAGACUCCAGUAAAACCUUCAUUGCCAAACCCAGAUUUUUGGCUCCAAGAAUCGACAGAAGACAUCUUCAUGAUGUUACCAUUUCUGCUGGCUCUCCGCUCAAAUUUGACGCCAACAUUAUCGGCGAACCUCCACCGACAGUGGAAUGGCGUUUCAAUGGAAUGACCUUAAAGAAUGACAACCGCACAUUAAUUGAAAAUGUUGAUUAUAACACCAAAAUUGCUAUUAGACCAGUUAAACGUGACGAUACUGGUGAAUACACUGUGACUGCUACCAACUCUUCCGGACGAGACACUCAUACUAUAAACGUCACUGUUACUGAUAAACCAUCCAGUCCCGAAGGGCCACUUCAAGUAUCAGACGUCAACAAAAAUGGAUGUAAACUUAAAUGGAAGAGACCAAAAGAUGAUGGUGGUACUCCAAUUGAAUACUAUCAAGUCGAAAAAAUGGAUCCGGAAACUGGAACCUGGGUACCAUGCGGACGGGCGAACGAACCAAAUUUUGAGGUAACUGGUUUAACCCCUGGUAAAGAAUACAAGUUCAGAGUAGCUGCUGUUAAUGCGGAAGGUGAAUCUAAACCCCUAGAAACCGAACAAGCAAUCCUUGCCAAGAAUCCAUUCGACGAACCUGGACCACCAGGACAUUUGAAAGCCACCGACUGGGAUAAAGAUCACGUUGACUUACAAUGGACCCCGCCAAAAGACGACGGCGGUUCUCCAAUCACCGGCUACAUCGUCGAAAAGAAAGACAAAUUUGGUGAAUGGGAACGUGCAUUUGAAGUACCAGCAGACCAAACCAAAGCCACUGUUGGUGACUUAAUUGAAGGACAACCUUACGAAUUCCGCGUCCGUGCUGUCAAUGCUGCGGGACCCGGUGACCCAAGUAAUGAAACACCCACAAUUAUUGCCAAACCCAGAAACCAAGCACCUAAAAUCGACCGAACUAAUCUUAUUGAAGUCCGAAUUAAAGCAGGACAGCCCUUCAGCUUCGAUGUUAAAGUUUCAGGCGAGCCAAUGCCGACGACCAAAUGGCUGAUGAAAGGCAAGGAAAUCAAAUCUGGUGAGAGAACCAAAGUCCAACAUAGUGAUUAUAACACAAAGAUUGCGGUCCGUAAUGCCACUCGUGCCGAAUCUGGCACUUAUACUGUAACUGCUGAAAAUGCCAACGGAAAAGAUAUCGCAGAAGUCGAAGUGAUUGUCUUGGAUGUGCCCAGUCCCCCUGGAGGCCCACUUAAAGUGUCUGACGUCCAUGCCAAUGGCUGUAAACUCAACUGGCGUCCGCCAGCGGACGACGGUGGCCAGCCUGUCGAUAGAUAUAUUGUAGAAAAAAUGGACGAAGCUACCGGACGUUGGGUUCCGGCUGGGGAAACUGACGGUCCUGAAACUUCACUUGACGUUGAUGGACUUGUGCCCGGAAAAAAAUACAAAUUUAGAGUACGUGCCGUCAAUAAACAAGGCAAAUCUGAACCACUGACCACCGCACAGGCGAUAGAAGCCAAAAAUCCGUUUGACGAACCCGGUAAAACUGGAACGCCUGAAAUUAUUGAUUACGAUAGCGACUUUGUCGAACUCAAAUGGGAGAGACCAGAAUCCGAUGGUGGGUCACCCAUCACUGGGUAUGUUAUUGAAAAACGCGACAAGUUUAAUCCUAACUGGGAGAAGUGUGCCGAAGUUGAAGGAGACGUCACACAAGGAAAAGUCAAUGAUCUCAUUGAAGGAACACCGUAUGAGUUCCGCAUCCGUGCUGUUAAUAAAGCCGGUCCUGGAGAACCUAGCGAUGCUUCAAAGAUUCAUGUCGCAAGACCAAAGAAUCUUGCACCUAAAAUCGACAGAAAUGCACUACUCGACAUCAAAGUGCGCGUUGGACAAUCAUUUGAAUUUAAUGUCCCUGUCAUCGGUGAACCACCACCGACUAAAGAAUGGGAACUCAAAGGAAACACCCUAUUCAACACCGAUAGACUCAAAAUCGUCAACGAAGACUACAAAACAAACCUCAAAGUCACCGAUGCUAAACGUGGCGACAGCGGAGUAUACCAACUCACUGCCAAAAACAUCAACGGCAGAGAUGUUGCGACAGUUAACGUUACAGUCUUAGAUGUACCUACUCCGCCUGAAGGGCCACUCAAAGCCGACAAUGUUUCUAAGAAUUCUCUCACACUUCGCUGGAAGCCACCUAAAGAUGACGGUGGUUCCGAAAUUACUCAUUACACAGUUGAAAAACAAGACACUGAAAAUAUGCGAUGGGUACCCGUGGGUGAAGCUGUCGGAACUUCAAUGCGAGUUCCUAACUUAACUGAAGGACACGACUACAACUUCCGAGUUUGUGCUGUAAACAAACUGGGAGAAUCUGCUCCUUUAACAACUGCUGAAAGUAUCACAGCUAAAGAUCCAUUCACUAAACCUGACAGGCCAGGAGCACCUACACCCACAGACUGGGACAAAGAUCAUGUCGAUCUUGAAUGGACUCCACCUAGGAAAGAUGGAGGUUCACCCAUUACGUCUUAUAUCAUCGAAAAGAGACCAAAACACGGCACUUGGGAAAAGGCUGUUGAAAUUCCUGGAAACAUCACAAAAGGUACUGUACCAAAUCUGACUGAAGGCGAAGAAUACGAAUUCAGGGUAAUUGCCGUGAAUAAGGGCGGCCAAAGUGAGCCUAGUGAAGCCUCAGUGCCUGUUAUUGCCAAACCUAGAUUCCAAGCUCCAACCUUUGACAAGACUCUUCUCGAAGAUAUCACCGUCAAAGCCGGCCAACGCUUCGGAUGGACUAUCCCAAUUGAAGCAUCGCCCAAGCCGACGGUCAAAUGGACGGUCAAUGGCAAAGAAAUUAAAUCAAGUGACAGAAUUGACAUCGCUGUUUAUAACAAUAAAAUGUCAUUUGACGUAUCGUCCUCACUUCGAUCUGACGCGGGACGAUAUAGCGUAACUCUGACUAAUGAUUUAGGAAGCAUUACUGCUUCUGCAAAUGUCACAGUCUUAGACAAACCAGGACCUCCACAACCACCCCUUAAUGUCAGCAAUGUCACUAAAGAAAGCGCCCGAAUUCAAUGGAAACCACCACUGGAUGACGGUGGUUCGCCUAUUUUGCAUUACGUAGUUGAAAAAAUGGACGUGUCUCGUGGAACAUGGUCAGACGCCGGAAUGGCAACAAUUACAUCCCAUGAUAUCACAAGACUCAUUCAUCGUAAAGAAUACUUCUUUAGAGUCAAAGCCGUCAAUGCGGUCGGAGAAUCCGAACCGCUUGAAACACCCAAGAGUAUUAUUGCUAAAAAUGAAUUUGAUGAACCAAGUGCUCCCGGUAAACCAGCUGUCACAGACUGGGAUAAAGAUCAUGUCGACCUUGAAUGGACCCCGCCAAAAAGCGAUGGCGGUUCUCCAAUUACAGGCUAUAUCAUUCAAAAGAAAGAAAAAGGAAGUCCCUACUGGACAAAUGCUGCUCAUGUACCUGCUAAUAAAAAUACAGCUACUGUACCUGAUUUAACAGAAGGACAAGAAUACGAAUUUAGAGUAAUCGCGACUAAUACCGCUGGACAAAGUGAACCAUCUGAACCUUCCGAUCUUGUCACCGCUAAAGCCAGAUUUUUGGCUCCCAAAAUCAAAACCCCGCUUAAUGAUAUUCGCAUUAAAGCUGGUCUCAUUCUUCAUGUUGACAUCGAUUUUAUUGGUGAACCAUGUCCUGAAGCCACUUGGACUGUUGGCAGUAAAGCUUUGACAGCGGAUGAUCGCACUACCGUUACUUCUAUCGGCUACCACACGAUCAUCCAUACAGUCAAUGCUAAACGUUCAGACAGUGGCUUGUAUCAUCUUUUGAUUAAAAAUAAUUCUGGUAUAGAUGAAGGUUCAUUCCAAGUUAUCGUCUUGGAUCGUCCUGGACCCCCACAAGGUCCUCUCGAAUACGAAGAAGUUACGGCGCAAAGCGUCACGCUUUCUUGGAAACCACCAAAAGACAAUGGCGGCAGCGAAUUAACGGGAUACGUUAUUGAAAAGCGAGAUUUGACUCAUGGCGGUGGCUGGGUCCCUGCUGUUAGUUAUGUAAAUCCUAAAAACACACAUGCUGUUGUUCCAAGACUGAUCGAAGGCACUAAAUAUGAGUUUAGAGUUUUUGCUGAAAAUCUCCAAGGACGCUCCGAUCCUCUCGAUACGGAGAAACCAGUAGUUGCAAAAAAUCAAUACGAUGUUCCUGGAAAACCUGGAAAACCAGAACUUGUGGAUAGCGACAAAGACCAUAUUAAAAUCAAAUGGUCGGCACCUAUUAGCAACGGUGGCUCUCCUAUUAUUGGCUAUGACGUCGAAAGAAGAGAUCGUGCAACAGGACGAUGGGUUAAACUCAACAAAGAACCUACACGUCAUUUAGAAUAUUACGACGAUAGAGUACAAGAAGGACACCAAUACGAAUACAGAGUGUCGGCUGUUAAUGCCGCUGGGGCUGGCAAACCUAGCGAUACAUCUAACGUAUUCAUCGCUAAACCAAUGAAAGAAAAACCGAAAUUAUGGCUCGACGGAAUCAUCGGUCGUAAAAUCAAGGUCCGAGCCGGCGAGCCUAUCAAUAUUGAUAUUCCUUUAACUGGUGCACCGACACCUAAGAUUGAAUGGUCGAAGAAGGGUAUCGCCAUACCAGAAACAAACAGAGUUUAUACUGAGACCACAAGUGAGCACACUGCUCUCCGAGUGGAAGUCUCCAACCGCGACGACGCUGGCAAAUACACCGUCAAAGCCAAAAACGAGUACGGCUCAGACGAAGCUGACAUUGAAGUCAUUGUCGUCGACAAACCCGGAAUUCCAAGAGGUCCUCUCCAAUACACCGAAACCACACAAGAUAGCGUCUCGUUAUCCUGGAACCCACCAACUGACGAUGGUGGUGGUGAAAUCAGCGGUUAUAUUGUUGAAGUUAGCGAAUUUGGAACUGAUAGUUGGCGUCCAUGCCCAGGUUUCUGUCCUCGACCUUCGUUUACAGCGCGCGGUUUAACCGAAGGCAAAAAAUACGUGUUCCGCGUACGAGCCGAAAACAUUUACGGUGUUUCCGAACCUUUGGAAGGUAAACCUGUCGUGGCUAAGAGUCCGUUCGAUCCACCAGAUGCGCCAAGUCAACCGGAAGUCACUGGAUAUACUCCAUCGUCUUGCUCGUUGAAAUGGAAUCCACCAACCAUCACUGGUGGUAAACCGAUCACCGGCUACUAUGUCGAAAAGAGAGAACGUGGUGGCGAAUGGAUGAAAGUUAACAAUUAUCCAACACCUAAUACGCAAUAUACAGUACAAGAUUUGAGAGAGGGAAACAAAUACGAGUUCCGCGUUAUUGCUGUUAAUGAAGCCGGGCCUGGCAAACCGAGCAAACCGACUGAACCUAUAGUAGCACAACACCAAAGAUUUAAACCAGAUGCUCCUGAGCCUCCUAAAGCAGAUCGCAUUACUAAAGAUAGUGUCACUUUGUCUUGGAGACCACCUCGAAGCGAUGGUGGCUCCAAACUCAAAGGCUAUCUCUUGCAAAAACGCGCAAAGGGUGAUGAUGACUGGAGCGACGUUAAUUCCGUUCCAAUCAAUGAAAACGUGUACACGGUUCCAAAACUGAAAGAAGGUGAAGAAUACCAAUUCAGAGUAAUUGCUGUAAAUGAGGUUGGCAAAUCUGAACCGAGUCGACCAAGUAACAAUAUUCUCAUCGAAGAACAACCCAACAAACCUUGCAUGGAUCUGGGAGGAGUUCGAGAUAUUACCGUCCGUGCUGGAGAAGAUUUCAGUAUUCAUGUGCCAUAUGUUGGUUUCCCGAAACCAACAGCAUCUUGGUUUGCGAACGAUAGAAUCCUUGACGAGUCUGAUAGUCGCGUAUUCCCGAAACUGACCGACGAUGCUGCUAGUAUUAUUGUCAAGAAUUCGAAACGUAGUGACAGUGGCCAGUACAGGUUGCAACUCAAGAACCCAUCAGGUUUUGACACGGCAACAAUCAAUGUCCGUGUCUUGGACCGGCCUGGAAAACCAGAAAAUCUCCGUGCUGAUGAAUUUGCCGGAGAUGCUCUCACACUCUAUUGGCAACCACCGAAAGAUAACGGUGGCGGUGACAUUACCAAUUACGUUGUCGAAAAGAAAGAAGCUAAAUCCCCAACUUGGUCUAAAGUCAGUAGCUAUGUCACUGUUCCGUUCAUUCGUAUUCGUAAUUUGACACUUGGAAGAGAUUACGAGUUCCGCGUAAUGGCUGAAAAUCAAUACGGCCAAUCAGAACCGGCAGUAACCGCAGAACCAAUUCGUGCCAGACAUCCAUUCGAUCCUCCCGGUGCUCCUGGGGCUCCUCGAGGCAUUGAAACAACCGAAGACUCCAUCACAAUUCAAUGGACCAAACCUAGACACGAUGGUGGAUCUCCCAUUACUGGUUACGUGAUAGAAAAGCGACUCAUCUCGGAAGACAAAUGGACCAAGGCCUCACAUGCUAUCGUCCCCGAUCUUUCCCAUAAAGUCAUCAAUUUGAUCGAAAACCACGAAUACGAAUUCAGAGUAGCAGCCAUUAACGCCGCAGGACAGGGUCCAUGGAGCUCUUCGUCUGAUGCUAUCGCGGCAAGAGCACCACCAUCAGCUCCGAGAAUUACAUCUGACUUGAGUAUCAGAGACAUGGUUGUGAUUGCAGGGGAAGAAUUCAAAAUUACAGUACCAUACGUUGCCACUCCUAAACCAAAAGCCUCUUGGACUAUUAACGGCAACGAAGUUUUGUCCGACAGUAGAAUUAAGUUUGAAACUACAGAUAUUGCGUCGAUUUUCACAAACAAAUGUUCUAAGAGAAAUGAUACUGGAAGCUAUACAAUAAAAUUGACAAACACAGUUGGUUCUGAUUCGGCCACGUGCAGAGUCUUGGUUGUAGACAAACCACAACCACCUCAAGGACCACUUGAUAUCUCUGACGUCACUCCUGAUAACUGCUCAUUAGCUUGGAGAGCCCCAGCCGAUGAUGGUGGUUCUCCAAUCACUAAUUACAUUGUUGAGAAAUUGGACACCAACGGAAUUUGGGUCAAAGUGAGCAGUUUUGUUCGUAACACUCACUACGACGUGAUGGGAUUAGAACCAAACAAGAAAUACAGUUUCCGAAUCCGCGCUGAAAAUCAAUAUGGCAUUAGUGAACCUCUUGAAAGUACAGAACCUGUCACUGCUAAGUAUCCGUUUACAGUACCGGAUGCUCCUGGUGCACCACGUGUUACAGACUGGACCACAAAUACCAUCUCAUUGAGUUGGGACAGACCAGCCAAUGAUGGUGGUUCACGUAUUCAAGGCUACAAACUCGAAUAUCGCGAUGUUGCCCACGACACCCACUGGCAAAGCGCUAGCGACUAUCUUAUUAAAGAAACUCAUUUCGAUCUUUACAAUAUGACUAGUGGCCACGAAUACGAAUUCCGCGUACGUGCUAAGAAUGCCGCUGGAUUAAGCAAACCCUCACAAUCAUCCAGCAAAUUCAAACUCAAAGGUAAAUUCAACGUACCAUCACCACCUCAAAAUCCGAAAGUCGUCAAAGUUGGUAAGAGCUACGUUGACCUUACUUGGGAACCUCCAACCAACGACGGUGGUGCUAAAAUCACCGGCUACAUUAUCGAAAAACGUGAAAUUGGAAGUCCGCUCUGGCACAAAUGCAAUGAAUAUAACGUUACUGAUACUAACUAUACAGCUUUGAACCUGACCGAACGCUCAGAUUAUGAAUUCAGAAUCUACGCUGUUAAUUCGGCCGGAAAGAGCGAACCAAGUGCUUGCACAACUCCAGUCAAAGUAUGCGAAGUCCUUGGUGGCGAAAAACCUGAAUGGAUACGACCACUUGGCAACCAAACUGCUCCUCUUGGAAAAUCUGUAUCUUUAUCAUGCGAAGCGUCCGGUAAACCACCACCGACGUUCCGCUGGUUGAGAAAUGGACGUGAAAUUAAAAUCAGUGGAAGAUUUAGAACCGAAACUAAAGGAGGAGUCGCGUGGUUACACAUCUCAGAUCUUUUGGAUAUUGAUGAUGGAGAUUACACUUGUGAGGCUAGUAAUUCACUUGGGUCGGUUACGACCACCGCGCGUCUGAAGAUUGGAACACCACCACGUAUCGAACGUUUGCCUGGCGAUUUAUAUUUGCCCGAAAACGAUAACACCAAAAUCAAAAUCUACUAUUCCGGCGACCAACCUCUCGAUGUUACCCUUACUAAAAACGGAACUAAAAUCGAUGAAUCCGCUCAUAUCAAAUACACAAUCUUUGAUGAUUAUAUUAUUAUAUUUAUCAAAGGUAUUAACAAAGAUGAUGCUGGUAAUUACAAUCUGACUGUAAAGAAUGACAGUGGAAGUGCUUCUGGUAGUUUUACUGUCUACAUAACUGGUCUUCCUGGACCUCCAACUGGUCCUUUGGAAACCACCGACAUUACCAAGCAUACUUGUACCCUUAACUGGAAACCUCCAAGCUACGAUGGUGGACUACGCAUCACCCACUAUGUCGUCGAAAGGAAAGACGUGACUGGAUUACACUGGAUUACAAUAAAUAGCCACUGUAAAGACACCAGUUUCACAGUUCAAGGUCUCACAGAAAACCAGGAAUAUCUCUUCCGAGUGAUGGCCGUUAACGAUAACGGAAUGGGACCGCCACUCGAAGGCGUUAACCCGAUCCGAGCUAAAGCUCCCUUCGACCCACCCUCGCCACCUGGAAUACCCAAAGUUACGCAAGUUGGUGGCGAUUUUGUAAAUCUCGAAUGGGAAAGACCAGAAAAUGAUGGUGGAGCCCGUAUUCAAGGCUACUGGAUUGAUAAACGUGAAGCUGGUAGUUCAACUUGGCAAAGAGUCAACGUAUCGCUUUGUCUCCCGACUCAAAUUAACAUCUCAAACCUUAUUGAGGGCCGUAAAUACGAAUUUAGAGUGUUUGCUCAAAAUGUAGCUGGAAUCUCCGAACCAUCCUCUGCUUCGACUUCGGUCGUUAUUAAAGAUCCAAUGGCGGCAACUCCACCAGAAAUUGUCAAACCACUGAAGAAUGCUAACUGUAUUCAAAAUCACAACGCUCAAUUCCAAUGCACGAUCACAGGUGUGCCUAAACCGACUAUCACUUGGUAUAAAGGAGCUCGCGAGAUUUGCAGUGGCUCUAGAUACAAUAUCUACAGUGAAGAUGAUGACCACUACUUGAUUAUUAAUGACGUAUUUGGUGAAGACGCUGAUGAAUAUGUCUGCCGAGCUGUCAACAAAGCCGGAGUCAAGUCCACCCGUGCCGAACUUGUUAUAAUGACUGCACCAAAACUAAACAUUCCUCCUCGUUUCCGUGAUACCGCGUACUUCGACAAGGGUGAAAAUGUUGUUAUUAAAAUUCCAUUCACUGGACAUCCAAAACCAAAGAUCACUUGGGUGAGGGAAGGUGAAGUUAUAGAAUCCGGUGGUCAUUACCACGUAGAAGUCAAAGACAGACACGCUAUUCUUACUAUUCGCGAUGGCAGCAAAUUAGACAGUGGACCAUAUAGAAUCACCGCAGAAAACAAUCUAGGACAAGACUCUGCUAUUAUCAAGAUCCAAAUUUCGGAUCGUCCAGAUCCUCCACGAUUCCCUGUCGUUGACAAUAUUGGGACCGAUUCAUUGGCCCUUUCUUGGAAAGCACCAGUAUGGGAUGGUGGCAGCAAUAUCACUAACUACCUAGUCGAAAGACGCGAACAUCCACUCAGUACUUGGAUUCGAGUUGGAAACACACGUUUGACUACAAUGGCAGUCAGUGGAUUAACUCCUGGCCACCAAUACGAAUUCAGAAUUUACGCUGAGAAUAUUUACGGCCGUUCCGAUGCUUCAGAAGUGAGCACCUUAGUAACGACCAAAGACACAGGCAAAAAAGCAGUGCAGAAGAAGAAAUACGAAGUUGACGAAAACGGAAAGAAGAUCAGAGAAUCUCAUAAAGAACCAGUCAAAGACUACGAUCAAUACGUCUUCGACAUUUAUUCUAAAUACGUUCCUCAACCUGUCGAAAUAAAAACCCGAAGUGUCUACGACGAUUACGACAUUCUUGAGGAGAUCGGAACUGGAGCCUUUGGUGUGGUCCAUCGUUGCCGUGAACGUAAAACUGGUAACAUCUUCGCCGCUAAGUUCAUCCCAGUAUCACAUGCUAUGGAGAAAGAACUUAUUCGUAAAGAAAUCGAUAUCAUGAACCAUCUCCACCACCCCAAACUUAUCAACUUGCAUGAUGCAUUUGAAGAUGAUGACGAGAUGGUCCUCAUCUACGAAUUCCUCUCAGGAGGUGAAUUAUUCGAACGAAUCACAGCAGAAGGUUAUCAAAUGUCGGAGGCUGAAGUUAUCAACUACAUGAGACAGAUUUGUGAGGCAAUCAAACACAUGCACGAACGUAACAUAAUUCAUCUGGAUAUCAAACCGGAAAAUAUCAUGUGCCAAACCCGUAAGGGUACAAAUAUCAAACUGAUAGAUUUCGGACUUGCCACAAAACUUGAUCCUAAUGAAGUUGUUAAAAUUUCAACUGGAACAGCUGAAUUCGCAGCACCGGAAAUCGUAGAACGAGAACCUGUAGGUUUCUAUACCGACAUGUGGGCAGUUGGAGUCUUAGCUUACGUACUAUUGAGUGGUUUGUCGCCAUUUGCCGGUGAAAAUGAUAUCGAGACUUUGAAGAAUGUCAAAGCGUGCGACUGGGACUUCGAUGAGGAAGCUUUCGCGAAUGUAUCAGAAGAAGGGAAAGAUUUCAUAAGAAGACUACUAUUAAAGAAUAAAGAAAAACGCAUGACUGCGGAAGAAUGUCUUUUGCAUGCUUGGCUAAGUGGUGACCACAGCGACAAAACUCAAGUCAUCAGUCAAUCAAAAUAUAUUAAAAUUCGUGACAAGAUUCGUGCCAAAUAUGACAAUUGGGAUUCAUUCAUUCUCCCACUUGGUCGACUUUCUGAAUAUUCUUCACUACGUAAAUUGCUGAUCGAUAAGUACAAGAUUCAUGACACCUUCUUUGAUCGCCGCCAAGCCGCCCCAAGAUUUGUCAUCAAGCCUCAAAGUGCGUUCUGCUACGAAGGCCAAAGUGUCAAAUUCUACUGCAGAGUCAUCGGUUGUGCUGCUGCAACCCUCAGUUGGUACCACAACAAUACUGAAUUAAGACAGAGUGUUAAAUACAUGAAACGCUACGUCGGAGACGACUAUUACUUUAUUAUUAACAGAGCUAAAUUAGAAGAUCGCGGUGAAUACAUUAUUCGAGCUGAAAAUCAUUACGGAUCUCGUGAAGAAGUAGUAUUCCUUAACGUCCAACCUCUCCCGAAAGUUGUGUCAGACUACAAACCAUCCGAAGUACAACCUGUUCGUAGACGCCAACCGUUACCUUACACCUUCUGGUCUGAAGAACACGAGUGUGCCCCAAGUUUCACAUUCUUACUCCGCCCUCGUGUCAUGCAAGAACGCGACACUUGUAAAUUAUUGUGUUGUCUUAGCGGCAAACCAUUCCCGACUGUUAAAUGGUACAAAGAUAAACGCGAACUUAGCAAAUACGAAUAUUCGAUGUCUACGUCUGAUGGUGUCAUUACAAUGGAAAUUGUCGGAUGCAGACCUUCAGAUUCAGGAAAAUACACAUGUGUUGCUACAAAUGUUCAUGGAACAGACGAAACUUCUUGUGUGGUUAUUGUUGAAGGCGAGACGAGCACUGAAGAGCAAACAAGACUAGCAGAGAAAUUUUUGCAUUCCGGUGACAGAAAAUACAUCGAACAACCAAUUAAAUCUGCACCUUUACAAGUCACAAUCAGAAAACCAAUUACAAGUUCUCAACCCGUGACGAACAGUUUGAACCAUUCAGGAUCGACUUUAAGUGUAGGUGAUAGUGAAAAAAGAACACCGAAGAAGUAUGGACGAUUAGACUCGACGGGAAGUCCAAAUAGAUCCAGAAGUGCUACUAAAGAACUAGCAUUACCACCCGAUGAUUCAACAAUGUGUGCCCCUAAAUUUACUAAAAAUUUGUCCGACUUGACUGUUAAUGAUGGUGACAGUUUAAAUCUGACUGCUCAUGUGAAAGGAGAUCCAGAACCUCAAAUAGUCUGGACCAAGAAUAACAAAAUUUUGACUUCUUCAGAAGUAAUAGAUUUGAAGUACAAGAACGGAAUUGCCAAGCUCCAGAUCAAUGAAGUUUAUCCAGAAGAUGAAGGAGAGUAUGUAUGCAAGGCCACUAACUCGAUGGGAACAUCAGAAACUAAAUGUCGUCUCACAAUUAAACCAAUGACUAAUGCGACCAAUGGAAAAGCCAAGAAAGAUUCUGACGAUAAGGCACCACGAAUCGUGAGUCAUUUACAAUCUGCUUUCGUCAAAGACGGAGAACCAGUGACUAUCUCAUGCCGUAUCAUCGGAGCAAACAAAUUCGACGUAAUCUGGUUGCACAACAACAAAGAAAUCAAGCCAAGCAAAGAUUUCCAAUACACCAACGAAGCCAACAUUUACAAACUAAUCAUUGCUGAAAUCUUCCCUGAAGACUCCGGUGCAUACACUUGCGAAGCCUUCAACGAUGCCGGAGAGAGUUUCAGCAGUUGUACUUUGAACGUGAUAGUCCCCGGCGAGCAGCCCAAGAGCCCCGUGUUCAAAACAUUCCCGGUUUCCGCCACGGUAUCAGAAGGCGAGUCUGCCACAUUCGAAGCAGAAACAGAAGAUGACGUCUUGCAAAUCAACUGGCUCAAGGACGGCAAACCCAUCAAGGAGAGCAGUGCCAAAUACAAGUUCACCGCCGACGGAAAACGCUAUACUCUACAGAUCGUAUCAUGCGACUCCAACGACAUUGGACAAUAUCAAGCCAAAGCCAUCGGAAAGAAAGGGGAAACUUUCGCGGCCUUUUCUCUUAAUGUUGUUCCACCCGGAGAACUAUAGCUCUGACUACGCUAUUAACGCUAUUAAAACGAACGACUUGCUCCGAGAGAAUAUGUACUUAUGUAUCAUAUGUUGUGUAUAAAUAAUAUUAGUGUUUUAUAUCACGCGGCGAUCGGAUAGGGGGUGGCCCGGCAUAGAACCCUUUCUGAAAGGUCGAAGCAUCCUCAGUUUAACAUCUCCGCGAUAUUUCUGAAACGAUUCUAUGCCAACUACUUCCUCGACGACUCUCGAAGCAUUACCGCACCGCCAUUAUUACUAUUUUUUUUUCAUUUCAUUUGCGAAUAGAGAGCAGACAUGUCGAACUUAUUUAACGGUAUGAAAAGAGAAAAUUUAUUUAGUGUGGAAGUGCUUUUGCCAUCCUUUCAUUGUGCCAUCGUUGUUCAUUACUUAAGUUUUCUUAAUGCAUUAUCGCUUUUGCAAAGCCAUACCAAAAUUGUAUCAUACUAUGUAAAUUAAAAAAAUAUAAUUUUUAAAA